Molecule: messenger RNA, 2557 nt
Organism: Solea solea (common sole)
Lineage: Eukaryota; Metazoa; Chordata; Actinopteri; Pleuronectiformes; Soleidae
Gene: casp8
Product: caspase 8, apoptosis-related cysteine peptidase
Exons: 12
Coding region: 242-1783 (513 amino acids)
Biological process (GO): negative regulation of extrinsic apoptotic signaling pathway via death domain receptors; proteolysis
Molecular function (GO): cysteine-type endopeptidase activity; protein binding
Source: RefSeq, a predicted model, not a curated record
ACCUAUCUUCUUCCUUCUGAAAAUGAAAGUAAAGUUACUUCGACGACCCCGGGAAGUUACAUUCAAGGAAAACACCGUCCUAAAAUAGUGCAAUAGUUUGUUUGUUUAUCAGAAUAAAAGAAAACGAGUUGCUUUCUGGACGUGAACUGACAGACGAGUCCAAGUUUUCUCAGAAAACGUCUGCCUGUAGAACACUUUGACACUUUGCAUCAGAGCUGUGCCGGUAUAGACGGGGUCAGUGAUGGACAGACAGACGCUUUCCCGCAUUGACGAGGAGCUGGACUCCUUGGAGGUGGCGGCACUUCGCUUCCUGUGUCUCGAUUUUGUCAACAAAAAACGUCUGGAGAGGAUCAGAGAUGCCAAAGACCUGUUCUUAAGACUAGAGGAAAGGGGUCUGCUGGAAAAUCAUUUCUUCCUUCAUCAGCUGCUCAACACGAUCCAUCGAGCAGAUCUUCUCAACCUCCUAGAGACCGACAGCCGACAACCAGAAGAAACAGAUUCAAGUCCUACACUGUCACCAUACAGGGUGAUGCUGUACCAACUAUAUGAAAACAUGACUCUGGAGAAUCUGGAAAGGUUGAAGUUUUUGUUCAGCGACAGGCUGUACAAAAGAGAAAUAGAGGCCAGCGAUACAGCACUGGAUUUAUUUGUUAAAAUGGAACAGGCUGGUUUCCUUGCCGACAACUAUCUCCAUGAGCUGCUGGAAGCACUACGACAAUUUGAUCAACAACUGGCGAUGACUGUCCAGCGCCACAAAGACGAAGUAAAUCCACAGGAUCAGAUGAGAUCGUCUCCUCAUGUCAGCAUGGAUUACCAGAGGGUGGAGAACACCUCUCAGCCCAUGCAGCCUGUUUUUUCCAUACCCGAGACUCAGUGCAUUGCUUUAGGGCUUGGAGAGAAUAUUGCCUCGGAUGCAGAACCAAGUCGGAAGCCAUUCUUGGAUGCAGAACCAACUCGGAAGCCAUCCUUGGAUGCAGAACCAACUCGGGAGGCAUCCUCUUUUCCUGACGAGACGGAGUACUAUCGCCUGGAUCAUAACCCUCGUGGUCAGUGUGUUAUCAUCAACAAUGAGGAAUUCAACGGACACGAGCUAAGAAAAAGAGCAGGAACUGAGGAGGAUGCAAGGGCUCUGCGCUCAGUGUUCACAUACCUUGGCUUCAAAGUGGUGAUUCAUGACAACUUGACUGCUGACGCCAUACGACAUCAACUAACGGAGCUGGGCAAAAAUAAUUUUUUGGAUCAAGAUGCCUUGGUGGUGUGUGUGCUCUCCCAUGGAGAAAAGGGAUGCAUCUUUGGGACUGAUGAGAAGCCAGUUUACCUGCGAGAUCUGACGAAGCCUUUUACCAGCAGUAGAGCCUCCACCCUGGCAGGGAAACCCAAGCUGUUCUUUAUCCAGGCGUGUCAGGGAAGUGACUACCAGGGAGGAGCCCUGCCAUGCCCCCCAAAGCCAAGAGAGGAGGAGCAGAUGGUCAAAGAGAGCCUGGAGGAAGACGCAGGUCCUGUGAUGGGUGAGACAGUCCCCUGGGAUGCUGAUUUCUUGCUGGGCAUGGCCACUGUAUCCGAGUGCAGAUCAUUCCGACACACUAUCAAAGGCUCCAUCUACAUCCAGGAGCUAUGUACACAACUGAUGAUUUCAGCAGAAAGCAAGGAGAUGGACGACAUCCUCACUGUUCUGACUCGUGUGAACAGGAACGUUGGCAAAGGACAGUAUUUGAGCCACAAACAAAUGCCAGAGCCUAAAUACACUCUGACCAAGAAGCUUGUCCUCAAAAAAUGUGUGUGAGCUGACUGCAAGCAGGUGGAAACACUGCAAAUGUGCCAGAUUCCCUAUGUGUGUUAUAUGUAUGAUGAUUGUAUGAAAUGUUAUGACUUGAUGAGUGUCAUUGUCAAAGAGUUGACCAUGAGAACAAAUAAGAUCAAUUUUUAACCAAGUAUCAGUUCAACUGACUUUCCCAAGUAUUAGGAUGUUGCAUGUAUGUUACAUUUGCAACACAUUUGUACAAAAAUACCAAUGUACUGAUUCUAUGGCUUUAGUUUUAGUUUUAGUUUUAGUUUUAGUACGGGUCUAAAGAUAUUGGUUCUCGGGGUGUCCAUAUGCUGUGUAUAGACCAGGAGUCUCAAACUCAAAUAUCUUGGGGCCACCGUGCAUCUAAUAAUCUAUACUUGAUAAAAAACAUGCAGAAAUGACUAGUGAUAAUAAUAAUUGGCAUUAAUAGUGUGAUAAUUGUAAGCAAAUAUUUUGUUGUUAUUAUUAUUAUAAUAAAAAAUUAAGGUUGUGUGUUUCAGCUGAAUUUCCCUCUGCUGUUGGUUGGAGAAUAUGUGGUUUAGCAUGAAAACUGAAAAGAUGAUUAAACUAAUCAAUGUGGGCUGCUGUAAAAAAAACGAACAUGGUGGCCUUUGUGAAAGGCUCAUUCUGGGGUAAUGAAAAACAUCACUUCAUACAAUCAGCCACUUGUAUACCUCUGGUUUAUGCAACAUUAUUUUAAUUCAUAUUUAGCAUUGGAUAUAAAAUAAUGUAAACUGGAGAGAAAGGUGCAAUAAAUGGUCAUGUAAGUGA